AAUCAUCUCAGCCUCCUCACUUCCUUCUUAAAAAUAUGAAUACAUCACUUUCUAAUUCCUUUCUCUCUGCUUUGUUCAUGCUCAUGUUUUCAGUCAUGAACUCGGUAGGUUUUCCUCCAACAGUAGAACCAAUCUGUGGACCAACUCAUCCCAAGGAUGCCAUUCCAAUUUACCCCUACGACGUCCAUUUGCUGCACUUUUCUUUGAAUCUCGAAUACUUAGAAGCUGAAUAUUUCUUGUAUGGAGCACUGGGUUAUGGUCUUAUAAACUGGCUCCGGAAUUAGUAAUGGGUGGACCACCGCCAAUUGGAGCACAGAAAGCUAAUCUUGAUGAACUUGUUAACCGCAUUAUCGAGGAGUUUUGAUAUCAAGAAGUUGGCCAUAUAAGGCUAUCAAAACGACAGUUGGUGGAUUUCCAAGGCCGUUGAUGAAUCUUAGUGCAUAUAAUUUUGCUACGAUAAUGAAUGAUGCAUUUGGAUAUCCUUUGGAUCCUCCAUUUGAUCCAUAUGCCAACAGCCUGAAUUUCAUGAUGGCUUCAUACGUGAUUCCAUACGUUGGACUUACCGGCUACGUUGGUGCGAAUCCAUUCAUGAAGGGAUGGAAAACAAAAAGGUUGUUAGCAGGUUUAUUAGGAGUAGAAGCAGGGCAGGACGCUGUCAUAAGGAUGUAUCUGUAUGAGAGGGCACAUUAUAAAGUGUACCCAUAUGAUUACACUGUCGCUGAAUUUACAGAGCGUAUCUCAAAGCUGAGGAAUAAAUUAGGGAUGUGCGGCAUUAAAGAUGAAGGUAUCUGCGUGCCUCUAAAUUUAGGAGCAGAGAAUCGAACAACUAGCAAUGUGUUGGCGGCUGACUAUAAUUCCUUAUCUUACGCUCGAACCCCGCGUGAAAUUUUAAGGAUUGUAUAUGGAACUGGGAGCGAACAUGUUCCCGGUGGAUUCUUCCCGAAAGGAGAAAAUGGAAAGAUUGCCAGAGAACUUUUGUGUUCUUACGAAUAAUAACAGGUGUAUUCCUUGAUGAACUUUAUAUCUAUGUGCCUAUAUGGAAUAAAAUGGAGAGUGAUUGAGCUGCAGCCAUGUGCAACCCCUUUCCGUUCUCAUAAUUUAUGUUUUUCGGUUCCUCUGUUUUGUACUCGUAUUAUUUUAAGGUCGUCUUCAACUCUUCAUCAUUUUUCGUCAUUUGUCUGUUUAAAUGAGUGGAGUAUGUUAUGUUCCACAGCCACAGUGGGUAAAUGGUUGAGAACUUGAGCUAGGA
Molecule: messenger RNA, 1249 nt
Organism: Papaver somniferum (opium poppy)
Lineage: Eukaryota; Viridiplantae; Streptophyta; Magnoliopsida; Ranunculales; Papaveraceae
Product: desiccation-related protein PCC13-62-like
Exons: 3
Coding region: 427-993 (188 amino acids)
Source: RefSeq, a predicted model, not a curated record